Messenger RNA from Strongylocentrotus purpuratus (purple sea urchin), 3185 nucleotides. RefSeq names its product suppressor protein SRP40. The transcript is spliced from 2 exons. The coding region runs from base 639 to 2189 and encodes 516 amino acids. Lineage: Eukaryota; Metazoa; Echinodermata; Echinoidea; Camarodonta; Strongylocentrotidae. The record is from RefSeq and is a predicted model, not a curated record.
AACUAAUCACCCCAUUUCAUUCGGAACAGCCUAUUUACGAUCGUUGAGCACCUAUGUCCUAUUAUGUGGGACAUGGGAGGAAAGAGUGGGCGUGUUCAUUAAACCAGAAUAGAAUGCACUCGAUCGGGAUGCAAGUCGUGUUUUAUGACGGGGACAAAGAAAACAAGUUUCUCCAAGUUGUCAGGCGAGCUGGCUCUUUAUUUCACGAAACACCGCUUGGGCACAACAUCUUGCUCUCUUUCAAACAUGUCCACUUUUAUUCUGGAAUAGUUAUCUGUUGUUUGUCAUCAUUUGAAUUAUCAUUUUUUCGCAUCAGCUCCAACAUUGUCAUUCAGCAAAUUUAGAAGUAAACUACUUCGUCACAAUAGCAUUGGGAUAUUUAAUUGAGCAAUUGGCGCAACCUUACACUUCUAGAGGAUAGUUGACCAUCUACAUUGCUUAGUGGAAAAUACAAAAUCAGAUUUUAAUUCGACGGCAUCAGCUAACUUAAUAUGUUUUAACCAUCGCAUUCCUCUGUUACUCCUGAGAAUCUCUAGCCUCAAGACAUAGUGACCGUUUUCAUUUUACACGAACCGUCAGCUUUCAUUUAAACCAAAUUUUAAAAAACGUGAAUCUCGGUUUUUUUUUUAAACCGCAAAAUGAUAUUGACACCGGAGGAUGAGCAGGGCAAGGGCCUACCAAGUCGGAUGACGUUCGCGGGAGUUGGUUCGUCUCGCACGAGUCUAUGCGCCUCGCCUGAUGACGAUAAAGCAGCUUUAGACGUCGAAAAGGAAGACAGCGAAAAUAUCGGCAAAGAUCCGAGUCACAGCGAUGAUGAAAGAAACAAAAGUCCAGUAACUAGUGGGAAUAAUGACAACGGAACGAGCGAGCAUGAGAUAGUAGAUGAUGAGGACGACCAGCUUCGAAACAAAAGUCCAGUAACUAGUGGGAAUAAUGACAACGGAACGAGCGAGCAUGAAUUAGUAGAUGAUGACGACGACCAGCUUAGAAACAAAAGUCCAGUAACUAGUGGGAAUAAUGACAACGGAACGAGCGAGCAUGAGAUAGUGGAUGAUGACGACGACCAGCUUAGAAACAAAAGUCCAGUAACUAGUGGGAAUAAUGUCAACGGAACGAGCGAGCAUGAGAUAGUAGAUGAUGAGGACGACCAGUUUAGAUCCGAUCACCAUGAAGACGACGUCGAUGCCAAGGUGGUCUCCAGUCCAAACCAGAACGACAAUGAUGUUAAUGAGAGGAGAACAGAUCCCGAAAAAUCCGAGGACGAAGAUGACGUCGGAAAUAAGCAAGAUGAGACCCGGUAUUCUGACAAUGAUAAUGUUAAUGGUGAUGACGGUAUGAAAUGCCCCACACCGCAGAACGAAGACGGUGUCGUAGACGAUUCAAGUUGCAAUGCCUUAUCGGAUGACAAACUUCUUUCUGUCAUGCAGCAGGACGAGCACGAAGCCGUCGAUGAUGACCAUCGUGACCCGUCAAUAUUUCAUCUGACGAACGAAUCAGCUUUGACCAAUCCAGCAUCGAAUCUCCAAGAUUCGAUGUCGGCAGAUCCUCAUCCGCCAUCUCCUCCUCCUCCUCCUCCUCACACCCUUGAACUCAACCAGCAGGGCUCUACUCGAAGUCUCCGAAGUUCGACGUCGAGACAGCACGGUGAAUCGAGCCGAAGAUAUUCUGACUCGAGUCAGAGGACGAUCAGGAGUGAACAAUCGUCGUCCGGCUCAUCGUCCGUCUCAUCAUCAGCAUCUAGUACCGAAUCAUCGUCAGGAAGUGAUUCGGGCUCAGGUUCCUCGGAUUCAAAUUCGGACUCGGAAUCGUAUUCAUCGUCCAGUUCGUCGUCAUCAUCGAGCGACUCGGAUAGCUGUUCGUCCGACAGUGGUUCUUCAUCUUCCGGAAACGAGUCCAACUCGAGCUCCGACGGCGAGAGAGAGAGUGACGAUAUCGACGCCGGUACGAAAUAUCGCAUUGCUUCGGAGAAAUACGAACGGGUAUCAAGUAGGGAUUCGGGACGGUCAUCGAGCUUUUCGUUUGCGUCUGCAAGACAUACAGACAUGGAGACGAAAAGGAAAUCCCGCGGGAAGCGUUUGCUUAAACAUGCGAAGUCGCAUCAUACGAAAAAGACGCAACACGGAAAGUAUAAGGAGCGAGUUGGAGAAGUACAUCAAGAGACUUGUUCCACUGUAUGCGUUCUAUUGUAACAUAAAAGACAUGAACCACCACAUUCCGUAUUCAAUUGAUAAUCGGUGAUAGAUUAUAUUUACUGAAGAAAGAAAACAAAUCACUGUAUUAUAUAAUGAUGGCUGCAUUGUGGUAUGUCUAGCCAUGGAAUUAUCCACAAUUAUAUAUAAAUAAACAUGCAUAUACGCAAUUUUUUAAAGAAUAACAUUACAAAUUAAAGAGAGGGUGUUAACUACGAAAAUUUACACAGUUAAAAGGCAUUUUGUUGUGCAAUUUAGAUCGACCGCUAGUCAUGCUAGUAGGCCUAUUCAGCCGAGGGCACAGACGGCUUAUGCCCCUAUGCCCCAUUGCCGUUUACAAUUCUACAUAGUAAUGAUUAUUGUUAUACAACAACCUUUUAUUUAAAAAAAGCAGAUUGAAGGGAAAAGUGUUAAAUUAAUUUGAAUCUUUAAAUCUCAAAACUACCAAAGAUCAUUCCUCUUUUUCAACUAGCAAUUUGACAAAAACGAACCAAGAAAUUAUAUCAGUAUAAGCCUAUUAAUUUCCCUUUUAAAUCGCAUAUUGGAAUAACAAGAUUAUUUCAUUUUAUGUUAUAUUAUAUCAAUUUUCCAAUUAGGCACAACAUUUGCCAAACUAUAUCGUAACAAUAUUUAAUUUUAUAAGAUUUUUUAAUGUUGUAUAUUUGACCUACUAUAUUUCUCUCACUAUUCUUGAAUGUACAUCAAUGGACGAUAAGAAAGUUAUAUUAAAUGUCAUAUUUUGUCAGUAACAAGAAUGAUUAUCAAGAACCCUAGAUUUGUUUUAGCAUUUGAUGAUUUUGAAUUUUCUUGAGCAUGGUUUAUCGUUAUAUAAAUUGGAACACAUUCGAAAUUCCGGAUUAUUUACCCCCCCCCCCCCGCACCUGGAAUGAUGUAAUCCAUACCUGUUUUUAAAAGUUUGUUUAAAAGGUGCCGAUUCUGUGGGUACGUAGGGGGCAGACAGCGCUUCUACCCUCCAUAAAUAAUUUCAAAAACCAA